This is a messenger RNA of Osmia bicornis bicornis, 843 nucleotides long. RefSeq lists its product as uncharacterized. The record is from RefSeq and is a predicted model, not a curated record. Bases 1 to 843 code for a protein of 280 amino acids. The transcript has a single exon. Gene Ontology annotation, molecular function: DNA binding; site-specific DNA-methyltransferase (adenine-specific) activity. NCBI's taxonomy places the organism in Eukaryota, Metazoa, Arthropoda, Insecta, Hymenoptera, Megachilidae.
AUGAUAUGUGUUAAUCCUAUUAGGGAAGACCGUUUCGAGAUGGAAAUUUUUAGUGAUGCAUCCCUGUCUGGCUGGGGGGCUGGUUGUGAAGGAGAGCAAACGCAUGGGUUUUGGAGUGAAAAGGAACGAGAGGAACAUAUUAAUUUUUUCGAACUAAAGGCGGUCUUUUAUGGGCUGAAAUGCUUCGCUAAAGAUAAGACCUCGUGUGAAAUACUGCUACGCAUUGACAAUACAACAGCGUUGUCGUAUAUAAAUCGAAUGGGCAGUAUUCAAUUCCCUAAAUUGGCAAAUUUAGCAAAGGAAAUCUGGCAAUGGUGCGAAGCGCGUAAUGUGUGGAUUUUCGCGUCUUACAUUAAGUCUAGCGACAAUACAGAAGCUGAUGCAGAGUCCAGAGUGAAACAGACUGAAACCGAGUGGGAAUUAGCAGAUUGGGCUUAUGAAAAGGUAGAAUCUACAUUCGGGAAGUUUGACAUAGAUUUGUUCGCGUCAAACGUAAAUGCAAAAUGCGAAAAGUUCAUCUCCUGGCACAGAGAUCCAGAAGCUUGGGUUGUAGACGCGUUUACGGUGCUGUGGACUGACAUGUAUUUUUAUGCCUUUCCGCCGUUCGCCAUGGUUUUAAGAACAAUUCGGAAAAUAAUCUCGGACAAGGCAGAAGGGGUUUUGAUAGUGCUAUUUUGGCCUACACAAUCGUGGUUUCCACUUUUUAAAGCAUUACUCGUAUCAGAAUCAAUUCUUUUUAAUCCUGAAGAUGAUUUGUUAUUUGAUAAUUGCAGACAACACCACCCGUUACGAGCGUCGCUUUCCCUGGUUGCCGGGAGAUUAUCGGGCAAGCGUUUAGGUUAA